Messenger RNA from Cuscuta epithymum, 3656 nucleotides. NCBI's taxonomy places the organism in Eukaryota, Viridiplantae, Streptophyta, Magnoliopsida, Solanales, Convolvulaceae. The record is from the annotation of a GenBank genome assembly.
CGCUCAGCAGACGUUACGAACGCAGAAGCCCAACGUAGAAGUGCUAAACACCCACAUGCCUACUCAGACACCGACGGAAGAGCGACACAAAAGUUGGAACGCCGACCGCCAAGCUGCCCGACUCCGACACAACGACGGUUGCGAGCCUGCGAUGCUUGGCCGCCUUCCGACAGGUGCCCGGCCCUGCCCAUUCAGACUGGACCUUCCGCCUGCGCUGCUUGGCCGCCUCCCACAGGUGCCUUGCCCUGCCCAUUCUGAGUGGACCUGCCGCCUGCGGUUCCGAUCCUUCCCAGUUCUCAGAAUCCCAUAAUUGCAGCCACUUCGCCCCUUCACCCUUUCGGCCUCCUGACCUUCAAUUCAAUGCUUUCUGGUAGUUGAUAAUUUGUUGAAGAGUCCAUUACUUGCGGAUUCUUCUAUCUCAUAAAUUUAAACCACAGGAAUUGCAGGUUAAGGCAGCCAUGAAUUUCGCGACCGCAGUUGUUCCCAAAUCCCUGGUGGAGAUCAAAGCGGCUCUCUUUCAAGGCUUCGAGUCAUUCAACCACUUCAAGCACAUCCACGCUCGGCUUCUCCGCUCUGGUUUACACCAAAAUAACUAUCUUCUUAACCAACUGCUGAUGCUUACUCUCAACUCCUUCCACAAUCCUGACUACGCUAAGCUUCUUUUCAGCCAAACCUUAGAACCUAACAUCUUUCUAUGGAACACUAUGAUCCGGGGUUUAGUAAACAACGACUGCUUCGAUUUUGCCAUAGAAGUCUUCAACUCCAUGCGCCAAAUGAGCUAUUUGCCGAACAACUUCACAUUCCCUUUUCUUCUUAAAUCAUGUGCCAGGAUUUCUGAUUAUGAACUGGGGAUCAAGGCUCAUGGCCUUGUCGUGAAAACUGGGUUUGGUGAUGACCCGUUCGUGAGCACCGGGUUGGUUUGUUUUUAUGCAAAAUGCGUGUGCUUACAGGAUGCGCACAAAGUGUUCGAUGGUCUUCCUGAGAAGAAUGUGGUUUCUUGGACAUCGAUCAUGGGUGCAUAUGUAGCUUUCGGAAGGUUUAGAGAAGCUGUUGAUUUGUUCUGCAGGUGUGUGGGGAUGGGUUUGAUGCCAGACAGCUUCAUCCUUGUUCGGGUACUCUCUGCUUGCGGUCAUCUAGGAGAUAUUGGAACCGGUGAGUGGAUACACAGGUAUAUUUUGGACACUUGUGGUCGAAUGAAUGUGUUUGUGAGUACUUCUUUGGUGGACAUGUACUCGAAAUGUGGGAACAUGGAGAAAGCCCGGCAUGUGUUUGAGGAAAUGUCUGAAAAGGAUAUUGUUUCAUGGAGUGCUAUGAUUCAAGGUUACGCUGCGAACGGCCUCCCCAAGGAGGCACUGGAUUUGUUCUACAGAAUGCAAAGGUCAAAUAUGAGUCUUGAUUGUUACUCAAUGGUUGGAGUGUUGUCUGCGUGUGGAAGAUUAGGAGCUUUAAACGUGGGUAUCUUGGCCAGUAACCUGAUCGACAAAAAAGAAUUCCAUCUCAACCCGGUUUUAGGUACUUCACUCAUAGACAUGUAUGCAAAAUGCGGAGAAAUGAGUUUUGCUUGGGCAGUGUUUAAAGAAAUGAAGGUGAGGGAUUGUGUCGUCUGGAAUGCCAUGAUCUCUGGGCUUGCCAUGCACGGCUACGUUAGAUCGUCAUUCUCAUGCUUUGCCCAAUUAGAGAAGCAUGGGAUUCCUCCUGACGGCAACACCUUCAUGGGUCUUCUCUGCGCCUGUACUCAUGCUGGCCUUCUAAAUGAAGGCCGUCGCUUUUUUGACAGCAUGGUCCAGUUGUAUUUCUUGAAACAUGACAUUCAACAUUACGGUUGCAUGGUCGAUCUUCUUGGGCGGGCAGGCAGGUUAGAGGAGGCCCAUUCCUUAAUUACCAGGAUGCCGAUGAAGGCUAAUGCCGUCAUUUGGGGGGCGCUAUUAGCCGGGUGCCGGUUAUAUCGUGAUACAAAGUUAGCGGAGCAUGUUUUAAAGGAACUGAUUAAACUCGAGCCGUGGAAUUGUGGUAACUACGUUCUUCUGGCAAACAUAUACUCAGCCAACCGCAAGUGGAGUGAUUCAGAAAAGAUCCGAUCUGAUAUGAACAAAAUGAAGAUCCAGAAGCUGCCUGCGUGUAGUUGGAUAGAAGUUGGUGGAAAGGUUCACGAAUUUCUUGUAGGUGAUAGGAGGCACCCAAUGUCAGAUCAGAUUCAUGGUAAACUUGGUGAGCUGGAGAAGGGGUUAAGGGAAGCGGGGUACGUUCCAGAGACUGAAUAUGUUCUCUUUGAUAUCGAAGAGGAGGAGAAGGAGUAUUUUGUUGGGUGUCAUAGUGAGAAGCUUGCGGUUGCGUUUGGCUUAAUUAGCAGCACUAAACCUGAUGAUGUGAUCCGGGUGAUUAAAAACCUUCGUAUAUGUGGCGAUUGCCACACAGCCAUCAAACUCAUCUCGAAGAUCACAGCUCGGGAGAUUAUUGUGAGGGACACCAACCGAUUCCAUCAUUUUGUUGACGGGUCAUGCUCCUGUCGAGAAUAUUGGUAGGAAAUUGUCUUAUCCACAGUCACCAUCCAUGAUGUACAAGCGUGAAUUGGUGUGCGCGUUGAGCGAUUAAACCAAAUGCCUUGAGUUCGAUUCCCGUUCGGCACUCAUUUUACAUAUGCCUACAAGUGGUUUGUCAUGACCUUUUUGUCACAUUACCUUGUUAAAGGAACAACUCUGUGACAGGCUGCUAUCAUUUUGAUAAUAAAUGGUUUUGUGGCGGAGACCGAAACUUUAGUUUUGUCGGGGGUGAACUCGUGCGGCAAUAGGAAGUCACCCCCAUCACAUAUCUCUGUUCCAAUGCAAUCAGGUGCAGCAAAAUUGGUAUGAAGGUCUGAGUUUUUCCACAUGGUUCGCGGCACAUAGAGAAAAGCAAAACCAGAGGAUGAAAAGUGAAGAAGGUGUCUUGGCCCGCUCUCUUUCAGAAAUCCUAAGAAUUAUCUCCCCUCUCAAGAGCCUGAUGCCCUGAUGGCGGUGGUUGUAACAGGAUAUCCAGCUUGCACUAUCGUGUAGUGGGAGAAUCAAUUGAAGAGUGAAAAAUGAGUUUAGUGACUCUUAAUUGUUUACAUAAGGGAGUAUUUUUAGAUGGGUAAAUAGACGAGUGGGAGUGAGAGUGGGUUCCUCAUGACCGAUCAGCAUGGGAGGCAUGCAUAGCACAAAAAGAGUGGAUAUUAUUGACGGUGCUGGAGGGAAAAUUGUAUUCACACAUUGAAUGAGCUCUACACUCGUAUAACAGAGUGGAUAUUUGAAUUUAUUGAUGGCGGAAUGAUGCAAAACCUAAGUAGGAUGCUAAUAAGAUUUCUUUGUACUUUGUAUGAGUACUUUCAAGCAAUAAGUGUAGCUAUCUUUGAUAUGAAAAAUGUUUUCAUGAAGUUAGUAUAAUUAUGCUUUAUUUUUCAUUUGGUUGUAGUAUAAAUCGACUUCAGCUUCCUGAAAAUUAGGUAUCAUAAUAGUUGUAUGUUGUAAAUUGUAAUUGUAGGCAAUGAUGCCUUCUGGUGUAAAAGUGUUUGGAAACUAGACUUUGGUAAUUAUAUUUACUUUGAUAAUUAUUUUUUGGUUAUCGUGUUAUUGUAAAAUUCUUCGAUUGCUGGAUUCUAAAUUGUUGUGUAAAAUUAUUAAUUAUAUGGUAACUUUAAA